AUGGCGAUUCUGUAUGGUGUUGUGGCGCGUGGGUCAGUUGUGCUAGCAGAGUCAAGUGCCACGUCAUCAACCACCGCCAAUACAGUGGCCCGCAAGAUCUUGGAGAAGAUCUCAGGCGCUAAUCACGAUACCAACGUCUCGUACUCACAGGAUCGCUACAUUUUCCACGUCAAACGCACGGAUGGCCUCACCGUUCUCUGUAUGGCAGAAGACAACACUCAGCGGAGAAUUCCUUUUGCAUUCCUUGAAGAAAUUCACCAACGAUUCGUGCAAACAUAUGGGCGAGCCGUGCUGACUGCCCAAGCCUAUGCAAUGAAUGAUGAAUUCUCGAGGAUUCUGAGCCAACAAAUGGAGUAUUACUCAAGGGACCCUAAUGCUGACAGAAUUAACCGUAUCAAAGGCGAAAUGAGUCAGGUGCGAAGUGUGAUGAUAGAGAAUAUUGAUAAAGUUUUAGAGAGAGGAGAUCGACUGGACUUAUUGGUCGGUAAGACGGCAUAUAUGCAAGCCAACAGUUUUCGCUUCAGAAAACAGAGUCGCCGUUUGAGAAACAACAUCUGGUGGAGAAAUGUCAAGCUAAUGAUGGCAUUGAUUUGCCUUGUCUCGCUAACAGUUUACGUUCUUAUGGCUUUUGUUUGUCAUGGCCUUACACUUCCAUCUUGUCUGAAAUAA
This is a messenger RNA of Striga hermonthica, 669 nucleotides long. NCBI's taxonomy places the organism in Eukaryota, Viridiplantae, Streptophyta, Magnoliopsida, Lamiales, Orobanchaceae. The record is from the annotation of a GenBank genome assembly.